AUGGACCACUCCCUCCCCUUCACCAGAUACAUCGCCGAGCUCGCCGUGCUCCGCGCCGCCGUCCUCACCAAGCGCUUCAUGACCCGCGUCACCGGCAUCGCAAAGGACGACGCCUCGCCCGUGACGCUGGCCGACUUUGGCGCCCAGGCGCUGCUCAUGGUGGCCCUGCGCGGCUUCUUCCCCAACGACGGCUUCGUCGGCGAGGAGGACGCAUCCGUGCUGCGCGGCAACCCGAAGCUGCGGACGACCGUCUUCAAGCUCGCGGGCGCCGUGGCCAGGGACUUCCGCGAGGUCGAGUGGCGCAGCGCCGACGCGCACGCCGUGGAGGCGACGCUGCCGGCGCUCGAGUCCGAGGACGAGAUGCUGGCGCUGCUGGACGCGGCGGGCGCGGGGGCCACGGCGCCGACGGGGCGCUUCUGGGUCAUGGAUCCGCUGGACGGCACGGCGGCGUUUCUCAGGGGCCAGCAGUACGCCGUGAGCCUGGCGCUGGUCGAGGACGGGCGAGAACUGCUGGGCGUCGUGUGCUAUCCGAACCUGAGCCUCGAGUACGGCGGCGUCGUGUCGGAGAUUGCCACGGACCGGCUGGGCCACGGCAUCAUGCUGUCGGCCAUCCGCGGCGAGGGCGCUGAGUAUCGCCGGCUGCCCCUGGAGUACAGCCUCGGGAUGGGCGAGAUCCUGGGCCGCUUCACGGUGCCGGCCAAGUACGAGGACCUGCGCCUCGUCGACAGCACGACCAGCACGUCGAACCGCCUCGACCUGGUGCAACAAGUCGCUCGACAGCUCGGCGCGACGCCCUUCCCCGGCAUCGACAUCUACGCCUCGCACGCGCGCUACGCCGCCAUGAUGAUUGGCGAGGGCGAGGGCAGCCACGUCAUGAUCCGCAUCCCCGUGGGCAAAAGGGGCGACCCGUCAAAGUCGUACGUCUGGGACCACGCGGGCUCGCAGCUGGUGUACACGGAGCGCGGCGGCAAGAUCACCGACCUCGACGGCAAAGACAUCGAUUUCGGCGCGGGCAAGACGCUGGCGGCGAAUUGGGGGAUUGUGGCUGCGCCGGAGGUUGUUCACGAGAGGAUAUUGCGGCUGGUGCAGGAGUGCGUUGCGAGGGACGCGGAUAUGAAUGAUGUUUUAUGA
Molecule: messenger RNA, 1131 nt
Organism: Trichoderma gamsii
Lineage: Eukaryota; Fungi; Ascomycota; Sordariomycetes; Hypocreales; Hypocreaceae
Product: 3'(2'),5'-bisphosphate nucleotidase
Exons: 1
Coding region: 1-1131 (376 amino acids)
Biological process (GO): sulfate assimilation
Molecular function (GO): 3'(2'),5'-bisphosphate nucleotidase activity
Source: RefSeq, a predicted model, not a curated record